UGUUCUGCUUCUUAACUGACGGAUUUCACCUGGGGUUUACGUCACUCUAGCCGAGGGCUACACCAAUCAAUUGGACCCUUGACUGCGUACUUGUUUGUCAUCCUGUGGCAAGCAUUCACCAGCUUUUGCAAUUAAUCUCCCACAUCAUUGCGAACCAUCGACUUCAACAAUGUCAUCGAAAUCCCUGUCGCGGACAGUCGUCAGACUCACAGCAUCUGUCAGCCAUCUUCCCACCACGCAAACGGCGUGUAGAUUCGCUGCGCAGAAGCCGCGAGCAAUUCAUACACGCACAAUACGUCCCAGCAUCGUAGCUCGAACGUGUCGAAACUCUUCAGCACUGCAGUCAAGGCGGUCUCUUUUUAUACAAACAGAAGAAACCCCGAAUGCGGAUGCGUUGAAGUUCAAACCGAACCAACGCAUUCUCCCUGAAAACUUUCCAUCUCCGUAUUUAGAAUAUCUGUCGCCGCGCUCCACGCUACAACCACCACAUCCGUCUCCUUUAGCUGCACAGCUGCUGAAUGUGGACGGUGUUACUUCGGUAUUCUUUGGAGAGAACUAUAUCACAAUCACCAAAGAUAGCGCAACGCCAUGGGCACACAUUAAACCCGAAGUGUUCAGUUUGAUCACUGAAGCAGUGACCUCUGGCCAGCCCAUUGUGAACACCGUGAAACAAAAGGAGGGCGAGGCGGCCGGUCAGGAAGGCACGGAAGCGGAUAGUCUUGCGGCCUCCGAUGAUGAUAGUGAAGUUGUUAGCAUGAUCAAAGAGUUACUCGACACUCGGAUACGGCCUUCGAUUCAAGAAGACGGCGGUGACAUCGAAUUCAGGGGUUUUCACGACGGACAAGUCUUACUCAAGCUGAGAGGCGCAUGUAGGACCUGCGACUCGAGUACCGUCACCCUGAAGAACGGCAUCGAAAGCAUGUUGAUGCACUACAUUGAGGAAGUCCAGGGCGUACAGCAAGUGUUUGAUGAGGAGGAAGAAAUCGCGAUGAGAGAGUUUCAGAAAUUCGAGGAGAGACUGAGGGCGCAAGGUCAUCAGGUGCCUCCUUCUACGACAGCAAAGGGCAGCAUCGACAUGGUCGAAUAACUCCACUAAGGAAAUAGGAUAGUCGCAGAAUCACAACAUCAACUUCUACUCCAUGGCCCGUGCUAUCGGUUUCACUCAAAACUCAUGGCCGCUCCCACUAGCGUAACACAACUAUCUUUGAAGGCCUAACAAUACCAGUCCUUCAUUUCCCACCACGUCUGGACGGAACUUCCGCAUCAUCAGACCUCUUAUUCCUGAUGCGAACGGCACAGUAUCCACCACUAAACUGUUAUUUUAUCGUUAUUCCAGAACAUUCGCAAAGUGGUAUGGUUCUCACGUAGGGUUUGGUAGUGCCAGCAACAGUAGCAAGAGCUUGUACGCAAUUUUAUCAGUUUUCAUUCGACCUUAUCAUAGCGGUCUCUUUCUGACGAAAUCCCAAAGGCUUAGAG
Messenger RNA from Verruconis gallopava, 1476 nucleotides. RefSeq lists its product as uncharacterized. Bases 170 to 1087 code for a protein of 305 amino acids. Gene Ontology annotation, molecular function: iron ion binding; iron-sulfur cluster binding. NCBI's taxonomy places the organism in Eukaryota, Fungi, Ascomycota, Dothideomycetes, Venturiales, Sympoventuriaceae. The transcript has a single exon. The record is from RefSeq and is a predicted model, not a curated record. Gene Ontology annotation, biological process: iron-sulfur cluster assembly. Gene Ontology annotation, cellular component: mitochondrion.